CUGAGUCGAACGAGGUCAAAUCAGCUACACUGAAACUGCGCCUCUAAGCGUGCCCCAAAGACUUUGACCAUGGGCAACGCUACCAGCAACAUAUGCACAGAAAUGUGCAACGGCAUGAUGAAUGCCAUUGGCCGAAUGCUGGGGUACUUGAUUGCCACCAUUAUCUUUGCUGCAGCACUGGUAUUCACAGUGGCCAUAGUUCUUAUGCUUGCGUUGGGCUCUGUGUUUUCGCUUCUGAUUCAUGAUUACAUCAGCAGUUCACAGCAAUUGCUUGGCAUUGCUUCAUUUGGGAUUCUUCUACUUAUACCGACCAUAGUUCGCGGUGCGAAUCGCGACGCCACCCUUCUGGAUGUUUCAAUGGCGCUCAGUGGAGCCUCGCUUUUGAUGGGUUGCACAGCAGGGCUGCUUGGGAAAUACAGUCUAUUGCUCCCGCUAGCUCUGUGUAUUUUGUUUGGAGUGCCGCUGGCUGUGUGCUGGUGUCAUUUAUGUAUGACUUUUCCAGAUUGGGUGAAGGACUGCUGUUGCGAUGUUUGCCCUACUCUGUGGCGUAGCACUACAGCAUCAUCGCAGCCACUGCUGCAAACUGAAUGGAUGGACAGCAAAGCUGAGGCGUUGAACAUGACCGAAAUGAUGGAGGCUUUCUUCGACCAGUGUGUCCUUUGCGGGAAGGAGCUGCUGAAGCGAAAACCUGAUCUUUGGUUGACUCGUGACGACUUGGAAGAACUGAUGCCAGAUGUUAUCGUGGGUUUGCCGGCGCUGGCACUUUUAAGGGUGAUCCAGGAAACACUAGCCCGAGAUCAUGGCCGUGGAUUCUUGCUGGAUAAAUGGUUGAUCACCGAUCAGAACCGCCCUGCUGUGCGCGGUGCAGCAGAGGCGUAUCGUUGGGCUCUUGAAGCCAAAAAAAGCUUUGGCAGAGCUGCAGCCAUCGGUCGAAGAGUGCCUUUUCAUCGAAGCACGAACGAUGUGGGAAGGAAUUGAGGCACCUGCAGCUCCUGACUUCGAAGAGGGGCUGGAGGUCUUUGCCAAGUGCCCCUUGCACUGUCGUUCGCCGGGCCUGGCUGGACUGAUCGGGCGAAGGUCCAGUGGAGCGCCGGGCUGGGUUUGCAUGCGCCUCAUGAGUUGCUGCGCAAAGAAGAGCCACGCCGUCUCGAGUCCGCUGCUGCCGGUGAACCGCAAGAGGGAUCCAGGAAGCAGCUAGCAGUGCAAGUGGCCGGGCGUUUGCGAAGUGUGGCAACUUUCUUUACUCGGAUGCCCUUCUUUCAGCAGAACUUUCGUGGACGCGUCGUGGAGUCUUUACUGAAGGGCUACGACCAAUGGCGCUUCGGUGCAUCUUCUCCAGUGCGAUCGCCGCCUUUGUUAAGCCAUGCCACAGGUGCCCUGGCAGCUGCUUGUGCCUGUGAGAUCGCUCGGCUCCGGUCUGAGGAGUAGUCGAAGCAA
Messenger RNA from Durusdinium trenchii, 1437 nucleotides. The record is from the annotation of a GenBank genome assembly. Lineage: Eukaryota; Dinophyceae; Suessiales; Symbiodiniaceae.